AUGCACUAUGCCGUAGAUGCUGAGGAUACCGAUGAGGCCGAGGAUGCUGAGGAUGAGAAAGAUGCCAAGGAUGCCGAUGAUGACGAGUAUGCCAAGGAUGCUGAAGAUUAUGAGAAUGCUGAGUAUGCCGAGGAUGCCGAGGAUGAGGAAGAUGCUGAGGAUGCCGAGGAUGCGGAAGAUGCAGAGGAUGCCGAGGAUGUCGAGGAUGCCGUGGAUGCUGAGGAUACCGAAGAUGCCGAGGAUGCUGAGGAUGAGAAAGAUGCCAAGGAUGCCGAAGAAUAUGAGAAGGCUGAGUAUGCCGAUGAUACCGAGGAUGCGGAUGAUGCCGAGGAUGUCGAGAAUGCCGUGGAUUCUGAGGAUACCGAAGAGGCCGAUGAUGCUGUGGGUGAGAAAGAUGCCAGGGAUGACGAUGAUGACGAGUAUGCCAAGGAUGCCGAAGAUUAUGAGAAUGCUGAGUAUGCCGAUGAUACCGAGAAUGCCGAAGAUGCCGAGGAUGCCGAGGAUGUGAAAGAUUCCAAGGAUGCCGAUGAUGCAGAGGAUGCCGAAGAUGCCGAGGAUUCCGAGGAUGCCGUGGAUGCUGAGGAUACCGAAGAUGCCGAGGAUGCUGAUGCCGAAGAUUAUGAGAAUGCUGAGUAUGCCGAAGAUGCCGAGGAUGCCGAAGAUGCCGAGAAUGCCGUAGAUGCUGAGGAUACCGAUGAGGCCGAGGAUGCUGUGGGUGAGAAAGAUGCCAAGGAUGGCGAUGAUGACGAGUAUGCCAAGGAUGCCGAGGAUGAGGAAGAUGCUGAGGAUGCCGAGGAUACGGAAGAUGCCGAGGAUUCCGAGGAUGCCGUGGAUGCUGAGGAUACCGAAGAUGCCGAGGAUGCUGAGGAUGAGAAAGAUGCCAAGGAUGCCGAAGAAUAUGAGAAGGCUGAGUAUGCCGAUGAUACCGAGGAUGCGGAUGAUGCCGAGAAUAUCGAGGAUGCCGUGGAUGCUGAGGAUACCGAAGAGGCCGAUGAUGCUGUGGGUGAGAAAGAUGCCAGGGAUGACGAUGAUGACGAGUAUGCCAAGGAUGCCGAAGAUUAUGAGAAUGCUGAGUAUGCCGAUGAUACCGAGAAUGCCGAAGAUGCCGAGGAUGCCGAGGAUGAUGCCGAAGAUGCCGAGGAUUCUGAGGAUGCCGUGGAUGCUGAGGAUACCGAAGAUGCCGAGGAUGCUGUGGGUGAGAAAGACCCCAAGGAUGACGAGUAUGCCAAGGAUGCCGAAGAUUAUGAGAAUGCUGAGUAUGCCGAAGAUGCCGAGGAUGCCGAAGAUGCCGAGAAUGCCGUAGAUGCUGAGGAUACCGAUGAGGCCGAGGAUGCUGUGGGUGAGAAAGAUGCCAAGGAUGCCGAUGAUGACGAGUAUGCCAAGGAUGCUGAAGAUUAUGAGAAUGCUGAGUAUGCCGGGGAUGCCGAGGAUGAGGAAGAUGCUGAGGAUGCCGAGGAUACGGAAGAUGCCGAGGAUUCCGAGGAUGCCGUGGAUGCUGAGGAUACCGAAGAUGCCGAGGAUGCUGAGGAUGAGAAAGAUGCCAAGGAUGCCGAAGAAUAUGAGAAGGCUGAGUAUGCCGAUGAUACCGAGGAUGCGGAUGAUGCCGAGGAUGUCGAGGAUGCCGUGGAUGCUGAGGAUACCGAAGAUGCCGAGGAUGCUGAGGAUGAGAAAGAUGCCAAGAACGCCGAAGAAUAUGAGAAGGCUGAGUAUGUCGAUGAUACCGAGGAUGCGGAUGAUGCCGAGGAUGUCAAGGAUGCCGUGGAUGCUGAGGAUACCGAAGAAGCCGAGGAUGCUGAGGAUGAGAAAGAUGCUAAGGAUGCCGAUGAUGACGAAUAUGCCAAGGAUGCCGUGGAUGCUGAGGAUACCGAAGAGGCCGAUGAUGCUGUGGAUUCCAAGGAUGCCGAUGAUGCAGAGGAUGCCGAAGAUGCCGAGGAUUCCGAGGAUGCCGUGGAUGCUGAGGAUACCGAAGAUGCCGAGGAUGCUGUGGGUGAGAAAGACCCCAAGGAUGACGAGUAUGCCAAGGAUGCCGAAGAUUAUGAGAAUGCUGAGUAUGCCGAAGAUGCCGAGGAUGCCGAGAAUGCCGUGGAUGCUGGGGAUACCGAAGAUGCCGAGGAUGCUGUGGAUGAGAAAGAUGCCAUGGAUGCCGAUGAUGACGAGUAUGCCAAGGAUGCCGAAGAUUAUGAGAAUGCUGAGUAUGCCGAAGAUACCGAAGAUGCCGAAGAUGCCGAGGAUGCCGUGGAUGCUGAGGAUACCGAAGACGCCGAGGAUGCUGUGGAUGAGAAAGAUGCCAAGGAUGCCGAUGAUGACAAGUAUGCCGAAGAUCCCGAAGAUGACAAGAAUGUCGUAGAUUAUGAGAAUGCUGAGGAUGCCCAUGAUGCAAGGGAUUGCCGAAGUGCUUACUGUCAUAUCGCGUUGAAAUCCUGGUUCUCCUACGAUCACCGAUACUGGCCACUUCCUAUCUAUCUAUCUCUAUCUAUCUAUCUAUCUAUCUAUCUAUCUAUCUAUUUCUACGUUCCUAUCUAUUUCCUUGACGCUGCUCAGAUUUAUGCUUAUCUGUUUAUUAAGCACCAACAGCCGCUACUUCGAGAUGAUGCCAAUAAGCGCGUUUCCUAG
This is a messenger RNA of Acanthosepion pharaonis, 2613 nucleotides long. NCBI's taxonomy places the organism in Eukaryota, Metazoa, Mollusca, Cephalopoda, Sepiida, Sepiidae. The record is from the annotation of a GenBank genome assembly.